Exophiala dermatitidis NIH/UT8656 is the source of this 549-nucleotide messenger RNA. RefSeq lists its product as uncharacterized. Lineage: Eukaryota; Fungi; Ascomycota; Eurotiomycetes; Chaetothyriales; Herpotrichiellaceae. Bases 1 to 549 code for a protein of 182 amino acids. The transcript has a single exon. The record is from RefSeq and is a predicted model, not a curated record.
AUGAAUUCCUGUUGUCGUGGCGAAAGCCAAGAGUUGCUGCGCUUCGACUUGGGGAACUCGGGAAGCAGCCCGCAGGGCAAUGCGCUCGGCGGCUUGCUUGCAUAUCAGUGCGAAAUCUCAGCUACUCAUAUUGCACGCUUGCUCGGAAAGGUCCAGCGAGAGGGUUACCGCGCUCUGCAUCCGACUGAGGCCGCGGCAAAAGACUUCAGUGUGGUCGUGGACCAGUAUUUCGGCAAGUCGGUUGUCAACGACAGUUGCAGAACGUAUUUCAAGCUCGAGGACAAGGUUGGAGAGUCCAGGAACGUUCUGGGAUAUCCAGGAACCCCAAGACAGCUGCUCGAGAUUCUGUCAGAGCCGCAUUGGGAGGACUUGAUCUUCGAAGACGGCAACGGGAACGUCGUGGCCCCUAUCGACACUCUCGGUUCAGACAAGAAGGCUUCUUCGACUGGCAAUCGAUUCCUGCUUUUUUGGGGAAAUAGAAGAUCUCCCUUGGGUUUUCUGAAGGAACCCGCAAAAAUCGACUUGAGGACAUGGCCCGAGGAAAUUUAG